Molecule: messenger RNA, 2954 nt
Organism: Capsella rubella
Lineage: Eukaryota; Viridiplantae; Streptophyta; Magnoliopsida; Brassicales; Brassicaceae
Product: lipoxygenase 3, chloroplastic
Exons: 8
Coding region: 125-2890 (921 amino acids)
Biological process (GO): lipid oxidation
Molecular function (GO): oxidoreductase activity, acting on single donors with incorporation of molecular oxygen, incorporation of two atoms of oxygen; metal ion binding; protein binding
Source: RefSeq, a predicted model, not a curated record
CGACCUACAUCAACCUUGUUCCUUCUUCUCCUUCACUAUAAUAGUAACCUCAAGAUUCACUCAGUUGAAUUACAACUAGCUUAUCACAUUAUUUAAUCGAUUUGGUUACUUAGCUUCUAUCGUGAUGGCCUUAGCAGCUAAAGAGUUGAUGGGUUCCACUCUGAUCACAUCAAGGUCAUCAUCACUUGUAUCACCCGCGUCGCAUUUCAACAAGAGGGCAUUCACGACACAUCUCUCCAUCCACCCUUUUGAUCGGAGACCAAGAAAGACAAAAUCCGGCGUCGUUGCGGCCAUCAGCGAUGAUUUGGUCAAAACGCUGCGUUUCUCCACUACCACCGGAGAUAGAAAGAGUGAGGAAGAGGAGAAAGCGGCGGUGAAGUUUAAGGUGAGAGCUGUGGUUACUGUGAGGAACAAGAAGAAGGAGGAUUUCAAAGAGACUCUCGCUAAGCAUUUCGAUGCUUUUGCUGAUAAAAUCGGUAGAAACAUCGUCUUGGAGCUUAUCAGCACCCAACUUGAUCCAAAAACGAAGUUGCCAAAGAAGAGCAAUGCGGCGGUUUUAAAGGAUUGGUCAAAGAAAUCGAAAACGAAGGCAGAGAGAGUUCACUACACGGCGGAGUUCACGGUGGAUGCUGCGUUUGGCACGCCGGGAGCCAUCACCGUUAUGAAUAAACACCAGAAAGAGUUUUUCUUGGAGAGCAUAACCAUCGAAGGCUUCGCACUUGGUCCUGUUCACUUUCCAUGCAACUCUUGGGUUCAGUCCCAAAAUGAUCACCCUGAAAAACGAAUCUUUUUCACUAAUCAGCCGUAUUUGCCGAAUGAGACACCAGGCGGAUUAAGAGUACUGAGGGAGAAAGAGUUGAAGAGUCUAAGGGGAGAUGGGACUGGCGUGAGAAAAUUAUCAGACAGAAUUUACGACUUUGAUGUUUACAACGACCUUGGAAAUCCCGACAAGUCGUCGGAACUCUCUCGCCCCAAACUCGGCGGCCAAGAGACUCCUUACCCUAGACGAUGUCGUACCGGUCGCCAAUCAACAGUUACUGAUAAAGAAGCGGAGAGCCGAGUAGAGAAGCCAUUACCAAUGUACGUGCCACGAGACGAGCAGUUCGAAGAGUCGAAGCAGGACACUUUCGCUGCUGGGAGGCUAAAAGCGGUCUUACACCACCUAAUCCCGUCGCUCAAAGCUAGUAUUCUAGCUGAGGACUUUGCUGACUUCGGCGAGAUUGAUAAUCUCUACAAAGAAGGCUUGUUACUCAAGUUAGGGUUUCAAGAUGACAUCUUUAAGAAGUUUCCUUUGCCUAAGGUCGUCGUUGACACCCUCCAAGAAUCUACGAAAGGACUCCUCAAAUACGACACUCCCAAAAUAUUAUCGAAGGAUAAAAACGCAUGGCUACGAGAUGACGAGUUCGCACGUCAAGCCAUAGCUGGAAUCAAUCCAGUGAACAUUGAGAGAGUCAAGACUUUUCCACCGGUCAGCGAUCUUGACCCCAACGUCUACGGUCCACAACACUCCGCUCUUACUGACGACCACAUCAUCGGUCACCUCGACGGAUUCUCCGUACAACAAGCGUUAGAAGAGAAUAGAUUGUAUAUGCUGGAUUACCAUGACAUAUUUUUACCGUUCCUAGACCGGAUCAAUGCGCUAGACGGACGCAAAGCUUAUGCUACAAGAACCAUUUUCUUCUUGACUCGUCGAGGCACACUUAAACCGGUAGCCAUUGAGCUAAGCCUCCCUUCACAUGGCCCCAAACAUCGGUCCAAGCGUGUGGUGACACCUCCGGUCGAUGCAACCUCCAACUGGAUGUGGCAACUCGCUAAAGCCCACGUUAGUUCUAACGACGCUGGUGUCCAUCAGCUUGUCAAUCACUGGCUACGGACCCAUGCGUGCUUAGAGCCAUUUAUAAUAGCUGCGCAUAGACAACUGAGCGCUAUGCAUCCCAUAUUCAAGCUAUUGGAUCCACACAUGAGAUACACGUUGGAAAUCAAUGCCUUGGCUAGACAAUCGUUGAUCAGUGCAGAUGGUGUGAUCGAAGGAGGCUUCACUGCUGGCGCUUACGGCAUGGAAAUGAGUGCCGCCGCAUACAAAAGCAGCUGGCGGUUCGACAUGGAAGGCCUUCCCGCCGAUCUCAUUCGCAGAGGAGUGGCAAUUCCGGACGAAACACAACCACAUGGUCUAAAACUCCUAAUCGAAGACUAUCCUUACGCCAACGACGGACUUUUACUCUGGUCCGCAAUCCAAACCUGGGUCCGAACCUAUGUGGAACGCUACUACCCAAACCCGAACCUAAUCAAAACAGACUCUGAGCUCCAAUCCUGGUACUCCGAAUCUAUCAACGUCGGCCACGCCGACCUCCGCGACGCCGAGUGGUGGCCGGAGUUAUCAACCGUCGACGACCUCGUCUCGAUACUCACCACCCUAAUCUGGCUCGCUUCAGCGCAACACGCUGCUCUCAACUUCGGACAGUACCCGUACGGAGGUUACGUGCCGAACCGACCACCGUUGAUGCGGCGGUUGAUCCCAGACGAGUCGGAUCCGGAGUACGCGAGCUUUAUCUCGGAUCCGGAGAAGUAUUACUUCUCGUCGAUGCCGAGUUUGGAGCAGACGUCGAAGUUUAUGGCAGUGGUUGAUACGUUGUCGACGCAUUCGCCGGAUGAGGAGUAUAUAGGAGAGAGACAACAGCCGUCGAUUUGGACGGGGGAUGCGGAGAUCGUUGAUGCGUUCUAUGGGUUUGCGGCGGAGAUAGGAAGGAUAGAGAAAGAGAUAGAGAGAAGGAACUCCGAUCCUGACCGUAGAAAUAGGUGUGGGGCUGGUGUUUUGCCUUAUGAGUUGUUGGUUCCCAGUUCUGAGCCUGGUGUUACUUGUAGAGGUGUACCUAAUAGUGUUUCCAUAUGAUUCUGUAAACCAAAUUAUCAUUACUAUGGCAAGUAAAUAAAUGAGUAGAUAUCGAUUAUAAGUA